Messenger RNA from Helianthus annuus (common sunflower), 1140 nucleotides. RefSeq names its product syntaxin-71. Lineage: Eukaryota; Viridiplantae; Streptophyta; Magnoliopsida; Asterales; Asteraceae. The record is from RefSeq and is a predicted model, not a curated record. Gene Ontology annotation, biological process: vesicle fusion; intracellular protein transport. Gene Ontology annotation, cellular component: endomembrane system; SNARE complex; membrane. Gene Ontology annotation, molecular function: SNARE binding; SNAP receptor activity. The transcript has 9 exons. The coding region runs from base 210 to 1007 and encodes 265 amino acids.
CCUAUUGAUACGGCACACGUAUUUCUCAUUCGUAAACAUGAGGGGUUAUUUUUGAACAACUUUUACAGUUGAAAUCGAACCCAAAAACUGGCUAUCAACAGGCUGGUCUAGCUAUUUCCCAAGAUCUCCUCAAAUUCAAACAUCUUCAGUGAUUUCUUCAAAUCAAACUCACGAAACUCGAAUUGAACUAAGAACAAAUCACAGGAACAAUGAGUGUAAUCGAAAUUCUAACUCGAGUUGAUGCAAUUUGCAAGAAAUACGACAAAUACGACGUCGAAAAGCAGAGAGAUCUCAACAUCUCCGGUGACGACGCCUUCGCUAGGCUCUACGCCACCGUAGAAUCCGACAUUGAAACCGCUCUUCAGAAAGCGGAGACAGCUAAGAAUGAGAAAAAUAGAGCUUCUGUGGUGGCGAUUAAUGCGGAGAUACGACGCACUAAGGCUAAGUUACUGGAAGAAGUUCCUAAGUUGCAGCGAUUGGCUAUGAAGAAGGUGAAAGGACUUGCCCCGGAAGAGUUUGCAGCUCGUAAUGAUUUGGUUCAGGCACUUCCUGAUAGGAUUCAGGCAAUACCUGAUGGGGGUGCUGCUGCACCCAAACAGACCGGAGGUUGGGCUGCGUCAGCAUCUCGUACGAAUAAUAUCAAGUUUGAUUCAGAUGGACGAUUUGACGAUGAAUACUUCCAGCAAAGUGAAGAGUCAAGCCAGUUCAGGAAUGAAUAUGAAAUGAGAAAGAUGAAGCAGGAUCAAGGCUUGGAUAUGAUAUCAGAAGGUCUAGAUACUUUGAAAAACAUGGCACAGGAUAUGAACGAGGAAGUAGACAGACAGGUUCCAUUGAUGGAUGAAAUAGAUGACAAGGUGGAUAAGGCGACUUCAGACCUUAGGAAUACGAAUGUUAGACUUAAGCACACUGUUCAUCAGCUGAGGUCUAGUCGAAACUUCUGUAUUGAUAUUAUAUUACUGUGUAUAAUUCUGGGAAUUGCAGCCUACUUAUACAACGUUUUGAAGUGAAAAUUUGUGAAGGUAAUGAAAUUUGCAUUCAAUGUACACCUUUGAUGAUCAACUUAUGCUUUAUAUGUUCAUUACACAACUUAUUUCUAUCAUUUUCAAGUAUAAUAACAUAUAUCGUUUCCACUUAUUUGCA